AUGCCAGUCGAGGAAGAGGAGACUCCGGAAGAGGAGACUCCGGGCUAUCAGCCCAUGCACAUCAAUCAGUAUUUAUUGUAUCCAUCACAGAUGGAAAUAUCUGAAUUACCAUCAAGCGAUUUUUAUUAUGCUUGCCGUAAUAAUGAUAUUGAUUUAGCUAAAUCGCUUAUGGAAACUAUGACAUCCGAUCAAAUAGACAAAUUAGAACCAAAUGGUAGUACAGCUUUGCAUAGUGCAUCAUAUUAUGGAUAUUGUGAAAUUGUCGAAUUAUUAUUAAAAAAAGGUACAUCAAGAUGCAUAAGAGAUAAAUAUAAUUGUACUCCAUAUGAGGAAGGAAAAACAGCUGAAAUAAAAGAAAAUCUAGAUCAACAUCAAUUAUUAUAUAUUCUUAAUCUUAUCUGUUGUCACCCUGAUUUUAUUAUAUAUGAAUUCCAAGGUCAAACAUAUCGUGGUAUGAAAAUGGACGCCGAUGAUUUAAAACAAUACGAAAUUGGUGCUAAGAUUAUGACUAAAUCUUUAUUAUCAAUUUCAAAAGAUCGAUCUGUUGCUGAAAAGUUUGCUAUAAAGAUGGAAGAAAAUGUUGAUGCAUUUCAACUAAUCAAUAUUCAAGAAAUUAAUAACAAUUAUGGAAUUUUAAUUGAAAUUGAACUACGUCAAUGUAAACCAUUCGUUAAAACCUACAAAGCAUUGGCUGUAGGAGGAAGUUUACUUAUAGCAGCUGCCGGUAUAGUUACAGCUAUGUUCCUUGAUGACAACCAAAAUCAUAAUUGUCUUGAACAAUAG
Messenger RNA from Didymodactylos carnosus, 783 nucleotides. NCBI's taxonomy places the organism in Eukaryota, Metazoa, Rotifera, Eurotatoria, Philodinida, Philodinidae. The record is from the annotation of a GenBank genome assembly.